CAUCAUCACACUUUCUGCCCACUUUGACCCAUGCUCGAAGCUCAAAAUGUCUCUGAACCAACUGAUCGUCAAAUACUUUUGGGAUACCACUGGGUAGAUAAGGGAAGGAAAUAUAAUGAACUCUAGUUUAUACUAUCAUCCAAAUUCACCUGCUCAGUAUGUAAAUGAAACUCAUAUUUAUAGUCUACCAAAAGUGGUUAAGCACACUGAAACUAAAGCAUACCUUAGAGGCCUUCAGCUAGUAGUCAAAGAUCACUUCUCCGCAGCUGAUCAUGUUAUGCAAGGAAGGUUAAUGCAACUCCACGCCCUCGGCAUCUCCAUCGAGCCCCACAUGACCGCCACCGCCACAUCCAUCGAGAGCGAGCUAACAAAGAUGAUCGGCGCCACCAGCUCGAGGGUCUUCGUUGUCAUGCAUUGCUCUCUCGAAUUCGCUGCGAUCUUGUUUGAGAAAGCUCGGGUUUUGGGAUUGAUGGAGAAGGGCUUCGUCUGGAUCGUGGCGGAGGAGAUCUCGAAUCUUCUAGAUUCCGCCGAUUCAUCACUUCUACUCAACAUGGAAGGAGUUCUUGCCAUAAAAUCAGAUUAUUCAACUAAUCACAACAAUAUCAAAGCGUUUAAAUCCAAAUUCAAAAGAAAAUAUGAAUCCAGUUUUCCAUCAGAAGAAAAUCCGACGCGAGCAUUUACGCCCUCCGCGCCUACGACGCCCGUCUCGCAAAAGCCGGUUUUCCACAUUGUGAAUGUGACCGGUAAGAGCUACAGAAUAGUGGCGGUGUGGUCGCCGGAGUUGGGUUUCUCCGGCGAUCAGCUGCGUUCGAUCUUUUGGCCUGGCAGAGAGCGGUUGUUUCCGAGAGGGUGGAGCUUGGGAGCAGAGAGAGGCCGUUGA
Molecule: messenger RNA, 880 nt
Organism: Salvia splendens (bonfire salvia)
Lineage: Eukaryota; Viridiplantae; Streptophyta; Magnoliopsida; Lamiales; Lamiaceae
Exons: 2
Coding region: 116-880 (254 amino acids)
Source: RefSeq, a predicted model, not a curated record